This is a messenger RNA of Meloidogyne enterolobii, 803 nucleotides long. NCBI's taxonomy places the organism in Eukaryota, Metazoa, Nematoda, Chromadorea, Rhabditida, Meloidogynidae. The record is from the annotation of a GenBank genome assembly.
UUUUUCUAAUAAUAAGGGAUGUUUUUUUCUUAUGAUUAUUCCUCGAUUAGGGUGAUGGGAGAGGUAAGCUCCAGCAAUAUUUUUUUGGUGAGGUAGUAUGAAUCUGGAAGAGGGGGAAAUUUUCAUAAUAAAAAUUAAAUUAAAUGACUUUUGGGGCAAUCAAACCUCAUUACAAUCAUAUAUUAAAAAAAAAUAAUUUAUGUUUAAAGGGACCUGGAGAAGGAAAUUUGUGUUUUUCACAGCCUUGGCCAGGAAUUAUGAGAUCUAUUUGGUGUGAUCAUGAACGUUUUGUUACUAAUUACUUUAGUGCUUAUCCUGGAAAUUAUUUUACUGGAGAUGGUGCACGUAGAGAUGAUGAUGGUUAUUAUUGGAUUACUGGUAGAACGGACGAUUUGAUGAAUGUAUCAGGCCAUCUCCUCUCUACAAGCGAAAUAGAAUCAGCUUUAGCUUUGCAUCCAAAUGUUGUUGAAGCUGCAGUUGUUUCUGCUCCACAUCCAAUAAAAGGGCACUUUCCUUAUGCUUUUGUUGUAUUAUCUAAUGAUAAAAGAUUAACUGAAGAAUUGGUUAAAGAAAUUAAAUGUGUUGUUAGAGACAAAAUCGGGGCUAUUGCUAUUCCUGAUGUUAUACAGCAAGCUAAUGGACUACCCAAAACUCGUUCCGGAAAAAUUACAAGACGAAUAUUGAGAAAAAUUGCAGAGGGUGACAAACAAGCAGAUUUGGGUGAUAUUUCGACGCUUGUAGAUGAAACUAUAAUUGAACAUUUGUGGGAAAAUAGACUAAAAGAAAUAAGGACAACUGGAUAA